Carica papaya (papaya) is the source of this 4546-nucleotide messenger RNA. NCBI's taxonomy places the organism in Eukaryota, Viridiplantae, Streptophyta, Magnoliopsida, Brassicales, Caricaceae. The record is from RefSeq and is a predicted model, not a curated record.
UUUUAACUACUAAUUUGCCCCUUUUUUUUUGUUUUUGUUUGGGCUGGAUACAUAACCAACAAGAAUCACAGUCUAUGGACACCAUAGGCAGAAAACUGACCCCAUCACAAUAUACAAGAACUUAAUGGCUUGCAACAAACUUCGCAGUUCUGCAGUGCCUAUGAAUAAUUUUGAAGUUACUGAAUCACAAACUCAUUUAUCACCGAUCACGCACCUUUGGUAUAGGUAAAAUGCAAGGUGGGGCUCCCUCAUUGUGCAGUACUUUGUAAUAAGUAUCUGAAAUGGAACUCAACCACUAAACCAGAUUUCUGUAUCUCUACAAGAAGCUCUUCUGAACUCCUUUGUGUUACCUUGCCCACAAUGGCCUCUGAUUAAUUCAGUAUAUGUUACUAUAUCCGGAUCACAUCCCCUUCUCACCAUUUCAUCAUACAGCUGAAGGGCAUAAUAAAUGUCCUAAUUUAAGCACAUCGGGGAAAACACCUUUCUGUAUCAUCUCAUCGACACACACCUACUACUCACUGAUGGACUCGAGAGAAUUCUCCGUAAUUUAAAUCGUCCAGAUGCACCUCCCCGAGAAGUUGACAAGUCUCCUGGUGUAGUCAGAACUGCUGACUGGCUUCACAAUGAUCAGACAAUAUUAAGUUCCUGUACUGAUAUUGGCAGUGUAAGGUUAUGGGAUGUAAGAAGUGGCAAAAUUGUUCAAACACUAGAGACCCAGUCACUUGUAACUAGCGCCGAAGUGAGACAGGAUGGACGCUAUAUAACCACUGCUGAUGGAUCUACUUUUAAGUUUUGGGAUGCAAAUCAGUGAGUUUUGGUGAAGAGCUACAAUAUGCCCUGCAAUGUUGGGAAUCAGCUUCAUUAGAACCAAAGCUUGGGAAUAGGUUCAUUACUGGGGGAGAAGAUAUGUUGGGUCCAUCCAUGUGUUUAAUUUUCACACUGGCGAGGAGAUGGUACUUUUCUUCAUCACAACAAUGGCUGCAUCCAUGGUUGGUGGAGCUUUCCUCUCAGCUUUUCUCCAGGUUCUGUUUGAUCGGAUGGCUUCCCCUGAGGUUUUAGAUUUCGUUCGCUGCAGAAAACUCAACACCAAUUUGCUCAAGAAGUUGAAGCUCACUCUGCUUUCCAUUUAUCCCGUGCUCAAUGAUGCUGAAGAGAAGCAGAUAACAGAUCCAGCAGUCAAAGAAUGGCUUGAUGAACUUAAAGAUGCAGUCUACAUUGCAGAGGACCUCCUGGAUGAAAUCGCCUUUGAAGCUUCACGGUGCUUGUUGGAAGCUCGAGACGAAGCAGAUUCAAACCAGAAGGAUGUACUCAGUUUGAGAGAAGGUGUUGGUCGAAACCUCAUUACAAGUUUUCCAACGACUUCUCUGGUUGAUGAUUAUUAUGUGUUUGGUAGAGAUGAGGAGAAGGAGGCAAUGAUUAACUUGCUGCUCUCUGAUGAUGCAAGUGACAGGAAUAUAGGUGUGGUUGCUAUCGUGGGCAUGGGUGGUGUUGGCAAGACCACCCUGGCUCAGCUGGCAUACAAUGAUUGUAGAGUGAAUAAUUGUUUUGAAAUCAAAUUCUGGGUAUGUGUUUCACAAGAAUUUGAUAUAUUUAGGAUUACUAAAACAGUGCUCGAGACAAUUUCUCCAGGGAUUGUGGAUAUCAAGGAUCUUAAUCUGCUUCAAGUUAAACUGAAUGAGACUUUGAAAGGGAAGAAAUUUCUUAUUGUUCUCGAUGAUGUUUGGAAUGAGAAUUAUGAUAACUGGGACUCCUUAAGGAAACCUUUCUCAUCUGGAGCUCAAGGAAGUAAGAUCAUCGUGACAACACGAAAUGAAGGUGUUGCAUCAAUGAUGCAAACUAUUCCAACUCGCCAUCUAGAAGAAUUAUCAGAAAGUGAUUCAUGGCUGUUAUUUGUGAAACACGCCUUAGACAACAGAAAUUCAGAAGCAUAUCCGAAUCUUGAAGCAGUUGGCAGGCAAAUAGUCAAGAAGUGCAAAGGCUUGCCUCUAGCUGUGAAGACAUUAGGUGGUCUACUGCGUUCCAAACAAAGUCUCGAGGAAUGGAAUGAGAUUUUUGAAAGCAAUAUCUGGGAUUUGCCAGAUGAUAUAAGCAACAUUCUUCCAGCUCUUAGACUGAGCUAUCUUUUUCUCUCAUCGAAUCUGAAGCAGUGUUUUGCUUACUGUGCUAUAUUCCCCAAGGGCUACGAGUUCAAGAAGGAGGAAUUAAUAUUAAUGUGGAUGGCAGAAGAUCUUUUACAUCGACCUAAAGGAAAGAAGAAGAUGGAAGAUAUAGGGGAUGAGUACUUCAAUCAUCUGACAUCGAGGUCCUUUUUUCAAAAAUCAACUCGAGAUAAAUCUCGAUUCAUUAUGCAUGACCUUAUUCAUGAUUUGGCUAAAUCUGUGUCAGGGGAAUUCUGUCAUAGUUUUGAGAGUGAACCGUCACAUAAAGUUGGCAGGAAGACGAGAUACAAGUCUUUUUCCAGGGAAUAUCAUGAUAAUGAUAAGUUAAAGAAACUUGAGACAUUUUACGAAGCCAAGUACUUACGCACCCUCCUUCUGUCUCCUUCAUUGUUAUAUAAGUGCAGUUCUAUUAAGGUACCUAAUGACUUGUGGCAGAAAUUUCGGUGCCUACGUGUUCUCUCUCUGUCCAAUUGUCACAUAAAAAAGUUGCCUGAUUCAGUUGGAAACCUGAAACAUCUACGAUAUUUUGACCUCUCCGGCACUCUAAUUGAAAGUCUUCCCAGCACAGUCUGUACUUUGUUCAACUUGCAGACAUUAUUAUUGUUAAAUUGCUAUUGCCUCAUUGAGUUGCCAGCUAACAUUGGAAGAUUAAUCAAUUUGCGUCAUCUAUAUAUUAGCAGCACUAAGUUGGAAAAGCUUCCUCUAGAAAUGAAUAAACUGAAAAACCUCCAAACAUUAAGUAAUUUUGUAUUGGGAAAUGGUAUUGGCUUUGGGAUGGGGGACCUAGGAGUUCUUCAGGAUCUCCAUGGAGAACUUACCAUUUCUGGGUUGCAGAAUAUUGUCCAUGUGCAGGAUGCAUCAGUGGCCAAGUUGAAAGAUAAGAAGUACAUUAAGAAGCUGUCUCUGGAAUGGAGUGGUUGUACAAGCGAUUCACAAAUUGCUAGAGAGGUUCUGGACCAGCUUCAGCCUCAUGGAAACCUGCAAGAACUCGUCCUUGCAAAUUAUGGGGGUACGAGAUGUCCAGAUUGGCUGGGAGCUCAGUCAUUACCUAAUUUAGUAUCUCUUUAUCUGUGGGACUGUGAUUUUUGUGUAAUCUUGCCACCACUUGGGCAACUACCUUCCCUCAAAGGACUCCAUAUCAGCGGAUUGAAGAGUGUGGUUUCUGUUGGCCCCGAGUUUUAUGGAAAUUGUUCUUUUAGAAUUCAAUCAUUUCAAUGCCUGGAAAUUUUGGAGUUUUCGUGCAUGGAACAAUGGCAACAUUGGUUCUUUCCUGAUGGAGAACGUGAUAAGGGCGUUUUCCCUCGUCUAAGGGAGCUUUACAUAAAGAGUUGUGGCAACCUCAAAGGAGAUAUUCCCUUAAAUCUUCCAUUAUUGAAAAAGCUUGUAAUUAAUAAAUGUGGGAAGCUUGGGGCCUCACUUCUAACCACUCCAACUAUGUGUGAAUUUGAAAUAUUCCAGCAUGAGAAAUUUCGGCUCCCAAGCAACUGCUGCUACGAAUUCCUCACGGAUUUGACAAUAUGUUGGAGUUUGAAGUCAUUUCCAUUUGACUUGUUUCCCAACCUCGGUAUUCUUGUACUCCGCAGUUGCAAGAAGCUUGAAUCCUUAACGUUUUCGAAGAGCAGCAGUUUCCGUGAACUUAAAUCACUAACGCAUAUAGAAAUAGAAGAGUGCCCCAAUUUUGUUUCUUUUCCUGCUGGGGAAUUGCCUGCUCCCAAUCUGAAAUAUCUUACUCUCAAGAACUGCUGUAAAUUGAAGUCACUGCCUGAAAGAAUGCACAGCCUACCGUCUCUUACCUAUUUGCGGCUAUUGAAUUGCCCGGAUAUUGAUUCAUUUCCAAGAGGAGGCCUUCCCUUCUGUUUGACUUGUAUUACGAUAAAUCAUUGUGACAAACUUGUUGAGCAGCGAAUGAAGUGGAAUUUACAAAGGCUCACCCAUCUCAGGUACUUGAUGAUCUGUUCUAAAUUCGAGGGUCUGGAGUCUUUUCCAGAUGAAGGACUGUUUCCCCCAUAUCUAGAACAUCUCUUUUUAUAUCAGAAUGUCCGAAUCUGAGGAACCUGGAUGGCUUGGUGCUCGGGAAGUUCACAUUUCUUCUACUAUUGCAGAUCGAGUCUUGCCCUGAGAUUCAACGGUUGCCUGAAGAGGGACUACCGACCUCUCUUAGAUCUUUAAUUAUAAAUAAUUGCCCAAAUUUAGAAAAACGGUGCCAUAGAGAGGAGGGUGAAGAUUGGCAAAAGAUUGCUCGCAGACCUGAACUAGAUAUUAUUCGUUAAUAUUUUUGUGUGAUUAUAUAUUUCUUUAUGUUCAACAUGUAUUUACAAGUAGCUUUAGUAAGUCACAAUGUCUCUGUACGGUGGCUUAUAACUUCAAUGAUAUUAUAACCAUUUGGU